Zea mays is the source of this 1659-nucleotide messenger RNA. Its product is annotated as RGG repeats nuclear RNA binding protein. The transcript has 6 exons. Gene Ontology annotation, molecular function: RNA binding. NCBI's taxonomy places the organism in Eukaryota, Viridiplantae, Streptophyta, Magnoliopsida, Poales, Poaceae. The coding region runs from base 371 to 1507 and encodes 378 amino acids. Gene Ontology annotation, cellular component: nucleus; cytoplasm. The record is from RefSeq and is marked provisional.
GCCUCUCAAGCUCAAGGGCUCAAGGCCAUUAGCGUAAUUACAAAAUUGUAAUUAAUUCUCAAUCUCAAGGUUAGUAACGUAAUUCUAGAGCUUCCGAGCAGAAAAGGUACGGAGUCGGAAGGAUAUGAUCGCUUAGGAGUGCGGCUAGGGUUUUUUCUUGUCACACCUUCCCUCGGUCCCUUCCAUCUUCUAGCCGCCGCCGCCGCCGCCGCUGCCCAAAACCCUACCUACCCUCUUCUUCCCCCUCACUCUCCUUUCAUCUCCAUUCUAAUGGCGGCCCAACCCGUCCGGCGAAGCUGCUAGUGCUUGUAUCUACUAUCUUCAUCAGGUACUUCGCCAUCCUACUGAAGUAUUCCCCGCCGCCGCUGCCAUGGCCACCCUCAACCCUUUCGAACUCCUCGGCGCCGACGACAACGACGACCCGACGCAGCUGAUUGCGGCGGCGGCGGCUGCUGCUCAGAAAGCCGAGGCGAAGAAGUCCGCCGUGGCGCCUGCUGGGAAGGCUGCCCAGCCUGCGGCGACCACCAAGUUCCCGACCAAGCCCGCUCCUCCCUCGCAGACGGUUCGGGAUGCACGCGGCGGUGGCUCAUCAGCUCGUGGAGGCUUUGGCCGUGGUGAACGUGGCCGUGGCAGAGGUGGACGGGGAUAUGGCCAGAACCGUGGCUUCAGUGGUGACAAUGGCAAUGAGUUCCAGGGAGGUUAUGGUGGCGGAGGCUAUGGGGAUGGUGCUGUAACUGGUGGAUCUGAAGGAGAAAGGGAGAGAGAGACUCGUCCCCCGUACCGUGGCGGAGGCAGACGUGGUGGUUACAGGAAUGUUGAGUUUGCUGAUGACUCUGAGAGGCCACCACGGAGAAACUAUGAGCGCCACAGCGGGACUGGCCAUGGCUAUGAGAUGAAGCGUGAUGGCGCAGGGCGUGGGAACUGGGGCACUGCCACUGAUGAACUUAUUGCCCAGGAUGCAGAGGACUCUCCGAAGAUGGAGGAGGCUGCUCCUGUUGCUGAGAAACAAGGUGAGCAGAAUGAUGCCCCAGCAGCAGAUGAGAACAAAGAUAACAAGGAUGCUACUGCAAAUGAGGAGGAAGAAAAGGAAGAGGACAAGGAGAUGACUCUGGAGGAAUUUGAGAAAAUAAGAGAGGAGAAGAGGAAAGCACUACUUGCAUUGAAGGCUGAGGAGAGGAAAGUUGAAGUUGACAAGGAUUUGCAGUCUCUGCAGCCACUUUCAAACAAGAAAGAAAAUGAUGAAGUUUUCAUUAAGCUGGGUUCUGACAAGGAUAAGAAGAAGGAAAAUGCUGAGCGUGAUGAGCGUGCCAAGAAGUCGGUGAGCAUCAACGAGUUCCUGAAACCUGCUGAAGGAGAAAGGUACUACGGCGGCCGUGGCCGUGGAAGGGGCCGUGGGGAUCGUGGUGGUUUUAGAGGCGGAUACGGAGGGGGAUACAGUCGUGGCCCAGCUGCUGCUGCUCCAUCCAUUGAAGAUCAAGCUCAGUUCCCAAGCCUUGGUGGGAAGUGAAGGGCGCCCAGCUGCUGCUGUCACCGAGCGUUGUGUUGUCUGCUGUUGUCAUAUUUAAAUUUUGUCCGACGUUAAAUUUCUGUGCCACGGUUUAAACGGAACAAAUAAUGAUGUUGCAUGUGGCUAUCUUUAGUUAUGUGGUACUUGACGUU